Molecule: messenger RNA, 1479 nt
Organism: Colletotrichum spaethianum
Lineage: Eukaryota; Fungi; Ascomycota; Sordariomycetes; Glomerellales; Glomerellaceae
Product: transcription initiation factor TFIID subunit 8
Exons: 1
Coding region: 1-1479 (492 amino acids)
Biological process (GO): RNA polymerase II preinitiation complex assembly; transcription initiation at RNA polymerase II promoter
Cellular component (GO): transcription factor TFIID complex
Molecular function (GO): RNA polymerase II general transcription initiation factor activity
Source: RefSeq, a predicted model, not a curated record
AUGCCAGACAUCAGCGCUCCGCCGCCGCGGCCGAAGUUGAAGCUAAGCGUAGGCUCGCGACAACCCUCGUUCAGCGAACAGAAUGGCGCGACGCCGUCGGCUUCGACGCCAUCCUCAUCCAUGAAGAUCAAACUGAAACCUUCACAACCGCCGACACCAGCUGGGCCCGCGGCGCCUACCCCAUCCAAGACGAAGGCUGGACGACAACCCAAGCCUACAAGCAAGCUCAUCGAGUCCAAAAAACGGGAACAGGACGAGGACGACGAUGGCACGAACCAGCCAUCGAAGAAGAUCAAGCUCUUAAAAACACCGACUGUGUCGACACCCAGAACAGGUCAUAUAGUCGUCAAGUCAAAGGGCAAACCGCCAGUCCACCCACCCGGUGAUGGUUACGACUCGGAGGCUAGUGACCAGGAGAAAGACCCUACAAUCGAGGAACAGUUUAUUUUGCGCAUGAUGCCCGGUGAGCACUGCGAAUAUGUCAGGAAAUGCAUCGAAGAAGGCAAGGUCGGUAUUCCUAGAAAGGAUGGCGGCGCGGACAUCUUGAUGAAAUUCUUCGACGAGGAGAGCCGGCGCGCCAUGGUGGUAGUGAAGGGCCAACCUUACGCCGCCGUCAUGGUGGAACUGCCAACGAUUACGGAAGGCAUGAAGUCUUGGGACCGGAAGACGUUCAUGAAAUCCGCUGAUAUCUGCCAUAUGCUCCUCGUAUUCCAGCAGGUACGGAGCGAGGACGAGGCGAAGAAGGCGCCGUUGCCCGCGAUGAUUCAGCCCGGCUUCAAGUGGCCACACGGUCUGACACCACCCAUGCACGACGCUACCAAUCAAAGAUUUGCCAAGAUCAUCAGUCGCUCGGAGAUCGAACUAAAGGAAAACGAGGUUAAGAAGCUCCUGCAAGCCGACGCGGCUGCCAUGUCUUCCAGGUAUGAACUUGUCGACGACAGAAAGAUGCAGUCUGGAGACGAGUAUUCCGAAGACGAGCAAGACGCCGACGGCGAGGCGGACGACAGCGGCUAUUUCCCGGCUGACGGCUACAACGAUGGCGAACUCGAUGAACACGACGAAGACUUGGAGGCGGAGCUCAUGGCUGCUUUCGAAGAGGAGGCGAUGAACCAGGCUACAACAGAGGUUGGCACGCCAGCAACACAACUUGAGGCCGCUACGCCGAUGACCAUGAACACCGGCACGCCCGCACCCCAUGCUCAGGACAGUGGUGACGGAGAGGAGUCAGUCGCGAGCGAGGAAGACGAAGACGACGACGACGAUGAAGAUGACGACGACAAAGAGCGGCUGGACGAGGUCAAGGCUGUCCGGGAGGAUAUUACGCAGCUAAAGAACGAGAUCGCGAAGAAGGAGCAAGAGAAGUCGAACCAGACUAAUAAGAUUCUGAGGAACCGCGUCGAGGCUCGUUUGAAGGAUCUGAGAGCAGAGCUGUCGCUUAAGCAAGCAUCCAUCGGAGAACAGGAGGAGGAUGAAGACUAG